Linum tenue is the source of this 745-nucleotide messenger RNA. The record is from the annotation of a GenBank genome assembly. NCBI's taxonomy places the organism in Eukaryota, Viridiplantae, Streptophyta, Magnoliopsida, Malpighiales, Linaceae.
CGCUGAAGCAAAUCAGUUGUCGGUAUCGGAACUCAGAAGUCAUAACAGGGAGUUUUACAGUUUCAGAGGCUCGACGGCGGGCCUGCCGGAGAAGGAGGUUUGGUUUCUCUCCUAUUGUUUACUCAUCUCUUACCGCGCUCUGGAACUAGAAAUACUUUAGUUGGUAAAACGAAACAAUGACGAGUGAGGAGGAUUCCAUCGAACAAGCUGCGGUGGCGCGGCGUGAGAGGCUAAUGAAUCUUAAAGCUGCUAAGGAGCUUAUGAGCACCCCGGAUGAGGGUUCAGAACAAGUCGAGGAUAAGACGGAUCAGGAGGACGAAACAGCUAAUGGCGAUAAUGCAGGAUUGAAGUUUCGCAACUAUGUACCUCAAGCCAAGGAGCUUCAGGAGGGAAGGCUUGCUCCACCAGUGCUACCAAAGUUUGAAGAUCCGAUUGCAGCAGCCCCUCCAUCACCGGAGAAGAAAGAGGUGGAUCCUUUCCUCAACAUUGCUCCAAAGAAACCAAACUGGGACCUGCGUCGGGAUGUUCAGAAGAAGCUUGAGAAGCUUGACCGACGGACACAGAAAGCACUGUACAAACUUAUGGAGGAACAAGAGAAGGAGAGGCAGGCAGCUGAAAUGAUCGAAGAGGAUUAGAACGUCAUCUUCACUAUGGAUAAUCCAUUGUAGCUGUGAUAUGAGAUGCCAAAAACUAGAAUGCUGAUUUCCUUGUAGAAUUACACAAUGUAUAAUUGACAAAACAAUGC